GCUCGGUCUCAAUGCGGUCACCACUGUCGGUGUACGGCGCCCGCGGGAAAUGCGGGGGUCCCCCAUCGUCGCAAUUGAGAUUGUUGCGACCCAGUUCAGGCUUCACCUUGGACUUCCCACAUCAGUACUUUAAUUAAUUGAGCACGGGUCCCGUCACCGAGUCCCACACCUUGCGAGCAUCGCAAGCAUACCGGUUUCUGACAUGUGAGUCGACUUGGGAAUCCCUGUUGUGUCAGACGCAACAUCCUUGGAGAGAGGGGCUUGCGACUCCUAGCUCAAACACGCAUAAGUCUGGUCUGCGGGAAACGUCCAAGGCUGCAGAGCGACGAGAUGACGAGCAGUGCGCGAUUGCGCCAAUGCGGAUGUUGGAACAUUCACACUGCUGUAAUUUUUCAAGAAGUCAUCAUCACCUCGGCGGGCACGCACCAUGCCAUACCGUUGUCAUGCUGCCCAAGCCCGCCCAGAUUCCAACCCGUGCCAGACGUUCCCCUUGUUGUCCUUGAUCCCUUGCCCCGCGUUUUCUCCGAACCCGUCGGAGGUGUGGCAUCGAAAAGGGACAAGGAAAAAACAUUAAAAAAAAAGAGGGUAAUGGCAUCGUCAUGUCAUCCCCAACAAAUUCGGCUCGAGGGUACAAGGGUACCUCUUGUGUCGGUUUGUUCCCCAUGUGCUUUUCGCCCUAGCGGAAAAAGUGCGGGGCUCAGGGUCCGGCUGGUGGCUUGGGUUUUGGCAUGUGAAACUAGAGCUUCUAGACUCCCGCCACCACCUGCAAAAGCAGCUUCAAUACUGUACGCUACUGCAGCUCCUGGCUGGAGCUUCCGACGACAACGACGACGACGACGACGACGACCGCAACCAGAGACCGGGACAAUAAUAUUGGCUGCUUGAUUUGGU
Microdochium trichocladiopsis is the source of this 891-nucleotide messenger RNA. RefSeq lists its product as uncharacterized. The coding region runs from base 331 to 885 and encodes 184 amino acids. The transcript has a single exon. NCBI's taxonomy places the organism in Eukaryota, Fungi, Ascomycota, Sordariomycetes, Xylariales, Microdochiaceae. The record is from RefSeq and is a predicted model, not a curated record.